AUGUCAAAUUUAAAUACUCUAUUAUUUUUUAAAAUUUGGAGAAAUAUACCCUUAAAGAAGAAAAUAUACUCAUAUCUAAUAAACGAAUUAAAAUACCAAGGUUUAUUUAUCGACGAAAUUGUAUCCGUAGAAUGGAUGUGCAAACAUGGGCAUUUAGAUUUAUUAAAAAAGAAGGUUUUAAAUAAAGAGUAUUUGGUAUUUGAAACAAAUCAGUUUAAAUCGGAUGAAAAUGAACAGAAUAUUCAACAAAUUGGUCAAAAUAAUGGUGCUAAUCAAAUUAACGAUAUAAAUGAAGAAGAUGUUUAUAUGGCUACAAAUUUGGUUAUUAAUAGUAAUAAUAACAAUAAAAAUAAAAACUACAACAAAUAUAUAAUUUUCAAAUUAAUAAAUAAUGAUUUAAAAUUUUAUAAAAAAUUAUUUAAAUGUUACUUCAAAAUAUUCAUCUCGAGUAAAGAGGAACUUAAAGAAACAUUAAAACAUAUUAUCAAAUUUGAUUGCAUUGGCGCCCUAAAAAUAUUAAAAAAAAAAUGCUCUUUAAAAUUUAAAGAAAAACAUUUUAUAGAAUCAAUUAUCAAUGAAUCUUUUACAGUCAGCGAAUAUAUAUACAAUAAGCUAUUAAUAAAACCGAACCAACAACAAGUGUUUUUAAAAACCAUUCAUCAAAGAAGAGUAGAUCUAAUCAAAUCGGAAUCUAUCGAUAAGAGAACAUUGUUUUUGGUUAAGGUUUUAAAUUUCAAGGUCCCGGCUGAAUUAGACAAUUUGCAGUAUUUGCACAACUCAAAUCUAUUAGAGUGCACAUUAAGAGAGAUAUACAAUUCAUGUAUCACACUGGCAUUACUCAAGAGACCGUUGGCCUAUUAUGUAAAGCAUUUAAAAGACUACCUACAGUCUCAAGAUAAUUGGGAUUUUGAUGUAAUGUAUCCGAGCGAAAUUACAAGACUCUUCUUUCUGCAGGACUACACUUGGCUAACGAUCGAGUAUUUAGAAGGUAUCCCAUUUACUCAAGAGCAGCUCGAUACUAAACUAAUGAACUUUGAUUUAAAAAGUGCAAAGAGACUUCAAGACUUGGAAUCAAUACUAAGAAUGGUUAUUCCCUUUAUCGAUAUUUUAAACAGUACUAAAUACAUGGUCGGCUUCAUAUACUACAACUUUGUAUUUAAAGAUUCAAAAUUAAUUCAAAACAUAUUAUUCAGCUCAGUAUUUGAUGAUUUCUUAUCAUUUUUUCAACGAUCAGACAUGUUCUCAAUCAAAGUAAAAAUACGAUACACCAAAUAUUUAUCAGAGCUUAUCAAUUAUGGCUCUGAAAACUCCACAAUCUAUAGGAGAUAUCAAAGAAGGGUCUUAUCCUAUCUAAUCAGUAUCAACGACACCCAGGCCAUAAAGAAAGCAUUAGAAGCCAUGCAUAGCUGCGACACCAAAUUCACCAAUCAAGUUUUUGUAGAUAUAAAGGAAGAUACCUCACUAUUCGAUUUUUGUUUCACACAAAUAUCCAAAGAAAGUUUUAAUUUUGGACACUUAUUAUCAAAGACCAAUUUAACUAUUUUAAACCACUACAAAAAUAAUUAUUACGAUGAUUUUAAAAAAAGGGUUCAACAGCUAGAUCUUUCAACAAUUCAAAAGCCAUAUAAAGACCAUUUGGUUUUAUUUUUUUAUGAAAAUUUAACAGAGUUCUGUACACAUUUUAACUAUAUUGGUCAAAUUUGGAAACCUUUUGAUCAGAAUCCGAACCUAUUAGAAAUAACAUAUCAAGAAUUCAAAUAUUUUAUAACUCACAUGGAAGAAAACAAUUUAAAUAAUUAUUUAAAUAUAUUUUUUAAAACACCUUCCCAUCCAAAUCCACAAAAUAAUUUUAAUAAUUUAGAAAAAUUUUUAUAUUUCAAAUAUCAAUCAUACAACAUUUUAAAUUUUAUUUUAAAUUCAAAAAAUAUAAUUCAAGAUAAUCAAGAUGAUGCAUUUGAAAUUAGAGAUUAUAAUAAUCCAUCUUUAUUUAUUAAAAACUGUAAAUUAACACUAUUUGAAAUAGGAAGAAGAGGCGACACAAAUACUUUAAACUGUAUAAUGACCAGUUGUUUUCCGACCGAAUUUUCAAACCUAAAAUAUAAAAAUCGAAUUUAUGAAUUACUAUUGUUUUCAUCUUAUUUUGGGCAAAUCCAAAUUUUUAAAUUUUUGCAUAAUAAUUAUCCCUGGGUAUUCCAUUAUUACAAAGAUAUCAAAAAAAUUCAUAAUACAGUCGUUCAAUCCUACCCGAAUUUUGAAGAUAAUCCAAAUAAUCAGAUUAAAUUAUCAGAUUUAAAUAUUUUACUAAAUUAUUCAAAAAUUAAUAUUAAUUUAUUCAAUUAUUUGAAUAAAAUUAUUAAAAUUAUUAAUUAG
Molecule: messenger RNA, 2370 nt
Organism: Dictyostelium purpureum
Lineage: Eukaryota; Evosea; Eumycetozoa; Dictyosteliales; Dictyosteliaceae
Exons: 1
Coding region: 1-2370 (789 amino acids)
Source: RefSeq, a predicted model, not a curated record